Molecule: messenger RNA, 5250 nt
Organism: Oncorhynchus keta (chum salmon)
Lineage: Eukaryota; Metazoa; Chordata; Actinopteri; Salmoniformes; Salmonidae
Gene: efcab6
Product: EF-hand calcium binding domain 6
Exons: 30
Coding region: 114-4904 (1596 amino acids)
Molecular function (GO): calcium ion binding
Source: RefSeq, a predicted model, not a curated record
CUCAACUCCAAAGAAACCCGAAGGAGAACGUAGGUCAAAGUCAGAGAGAGACCAUUUCAAUCUAUCCAGAACUACAUGACAUAAAGGAAGGGGCUCCACCGGAGCCAGAAGGUAUGAGACGGACCCCCCCUGUGGUGCCCCACAACGUGGGCCUGGGGGACCUGACCCUCAUGUCCCGAGGACUGGUCAUCGCCCCGCGCCCCUGGACCGCCCAGCACAUCAGCAUCACACACACACCUGGCUCUACACACUCAUAUACACACACACCUCCAUACACACCUGUGGAAGGACAGGGAGCAGGGGAACCCAGAAAGACAGCACUGCAGUCAGACUCAGUCUCAUUGGUACAGUCAGCCCCAGAUGAGCAUCUGUCCCUGGGGGAGAUCAAGACCCUGCUCCCCCGGAGGCUGGGGGAGAGGCUGGAGGAUGUGAGGGCAGCGUUCAAGGCCCUGGACCCUGAGGGGAGCGGCUCAGUGACCCGGGGGGAGUUCAGACAGGUGGUGGAGGCCUUCCUCUUCCCCCUCACGCAGACCCAGCUCAACGCCAUGCUGGCCAAGGUGUCUAAGAGAGACAGUGUAACGGUGGACUACAUGGACUUUCUCAGGAGGUACAGCAGGGUGACUACAGCACAGAGACCCUACAGCUCUACAGCACAGAGACCCUACAGCUCUACAGCACAGAGACCCUACAGCUCUACAGCACAGAGACCUUACAGCUCUACAGCACAGAGACCCUAUAGCUCUACAGCCUCCUCUACAGCACAGAGACCCUACAGCUCUACAGCCUCCUCCACAGCACAGAGACCAGACAGCUACCACAGGUGUGUCUCUGGAUCAGACCAGAGGGGUAUGACCCUGACUGAGAUACAGCAACGCCUCAAACACAAGAUUGGGAGCAACCUGAAGAAUGUAAUCCGGGCCUUUCGUCUGUUCGACUACAACCGAGACGGACAGAUCCAGCAACACGAGCUGCGCCGGAUACUGGAGAACUACUGCUUCCCCUUAUCACAGAGAGACUACCAGAGACUGUGGACCCACCACAGCCCUAACAACAUGGCAACCAUGUCCUACAAAGUGUUCCUGGAGAAGCUGGGCCUGGAAUCUAACAAGUGCAGGAAGCUUGUCCCGGAGCCUCCAAAGCUAGCGUUGGGCUGGCAAGAAAUUAGUCCCCCAGACAAGACAAAACUGAGGAACAGAGCCUUGUCCCAGAAUGCAACAGGAGAUACACAGGAGAUCCAAGGCCUGACUCAAGAUGAGCUGCAGACGCUCUUCCUGGAAAAGUUGUGUGUGAGCUGUACCCUAGUGUGGAGAGCACUGCAAGCGUUUGAUGUCACCCAAUCUGGACUGGUGUCACAGGAAGACCUGAGGGCCGUCCUCAGCAGCUUCCUGUUUCCCAUGAGCCUCAGCACCUUCCAGAGCCUGACUUGCCGUUUUGGGGUGAGAGCAACAGGGCCUGUCAAAUGGAAACAGUUCCUGGGUCAGUUUCAGGGUCCAGUCACAGAGGAGGACUACACCACUCCUCAAACAGAGAGGGUUCCAGAGAUACCUGACGCAGAGGAGGGCCAUCAGAGUCUGACAGAGUUCUACCCUAUACUGAAGAGAGCCUUUAAACAGUUGGACAGGGGUAGGAUAGGGAGGAUCACCAGGGCAGACCUUCGUCAGGCUUUGGAAGUCCCCCAGUAUAACCUGAGGGGUCCCCAGGACUCCUGGUCCAGCCGCAGGGAGCCCUACACCCCCAGGCCCCGUCUGAGCCCAGCCCAGGUUAGAGAGCUCCUGAUUCUGCUGGACCCAGAGCACACUGGGGUCAUCACUCAGCCCAGCCUGGAGCUGCUCAAACCCAGGAGGGUGCACUCUUCCCCGGGGAGGGAGACACUACACACCCCUACUGGAGGAUGGAAGGAGGAGAUCAUGGAGGAUGCGGCUCAGGAGGAGCAGAGGGAGUUGAAUGAGACUCAGUAUCCACAGUGGAUUGAAAAGGCACCCACGGCAGCAGACAAAUGGACUACCGUGAAGGGCUUGCUGCGUGAUAAGCUGAGUGAUCAGAUAGGUCCCAUGCUGGAGGCUUUGGGGGACUGUGACCCUCGAGAGACAGGAUCUGUUCGCAAUGAAGACCUGAGAAGGAUCAUACAAUGUUACGGCCUGCCCCUCUCACACACACACUUCAACAAACUGAACUAUCAAGCCCAGAAUGCCUUGGUGAACAACAAGCCAGUGCGUUCCCCCAGCGCCACUGUGGGGGGUCCAAGGGUUCGCAUGGUGGAGAACAUUAUGUUCAGGAAGCUCAAAGAGAGGCUGGACCACAGACAUGUUACCCUCAACGACCAUAUACGGGCAAUGGCCAGUAGCUCAGACGGAAUGCUGUCGUUGAGAGAUCUAAAGAAGAUACUGGAUGACAGCUGGAUCACCUUGGAUGAGAAGCAGUUCCGCAAGCUCAACGUAUCGCUUGGUUUCAAAGACGGAAAAAUUUCCUGUUCGGCUUUCCUGGAUAAGUAUGAUGAGCACCAGGCCAGAGAGCAGAACCAGGCCUCGGGGGGUAACCAUGGUAACCUGCGGGCUAAGCCACGCCUCCUGACAGCGGAGGACUGCCUCGGUGUGAUCAAAGAGAAGAUCGAAAACAUCCAUGGGGACAUCCUGUCAGCGUUCCGUGUGAUGGAUCAGAACUGUGACAGGGUGGUGGACAGGCAUGACUUCAGAGAGCUGUAUGACAGUCUGGGCCUGGUCACCAAGGAGAGGGAGUACCAGCGCCUGCUGCAGCUGCUGGGCCUGCAGCCUGGAGCCAACCUCAACUACCCAGAGUUCUUCACCCUCGUCCAAUCCAGCGGCAAGACCCGCAGGCAGAAUUUCAAGCCAGCCAAUGGGCCAGACCAACUGCAUGACCACCUGGUGUCCAACGCACGCCACAGAUGGACUGCUAUGUCAAAGGUGAUUUGUCGCUUUGAUGAAGAUGGUCAGGGUCUGGUCUUUAAGAAGGACCUCAGGAGUCUCCUCUAUACCUACGACCUCCCCAUCAGUCCUGAUGAGUUUGAGGAACUGUGGGCCAGGUAUGAUGGAGAAGGGUGUGGCUACCUCACCUGUGCUGCGUUCCUGGAGAAGCUGGGCGUGGAUCAACAGGAGGUGGGACAUGUGAGGAAGGAUGCAGACACCACUCCCACAGAUGGUCUCCCUGCAGGGGCUACGCUUCAGGACGUUGAGCGCUUGGUGCAGGGUAACUGUGAGGGGUUGAGCAGUGCUCUGACCCGCCUGGAUAAGAAGAGAGAGGGCCUAGUCAGGGUGGAGGACCUACAGAGUCUGCUCCAGAGAUACAACUGUCCCCUACACAGACACCAGCUCACCCACCUCCUACACACACUCAAGGUUCCAAUGGACAGUGAGGACAGGACAUUGUCAUACGUGGACUUCCUGAAGGCGUUUGACCACGUGACAGGGAAGGGGUGUGAGCACCCCCCUAGGCCCUGUGGAUCCCCUGACCCAGCCGAGAGUCUGGAGUGGCUCAGUCCUGAAAGAGCUGCUGGUAGGAUACGGGAACUGGUCACUGCAUCGAUGGAUAUACUCCACAAGGCCUUCUCUGCCUUCGACAGGAGUGGGAACGGGACAGUCACCCCUCUGGAGUUCCGGCGGGUGCUGGACCAUUUUUGUGCCCGCCUCUCGGACCCCCAGUUCAGAUUCCUGCUCGACAGAAUGAAGCUGAACUGGGAGAACCACACGGUGUACUGGAGAGACUUCCUCAACCAGUUCAACCUAUGCAACCUGGACGUGUGUGAUUGGACCACUGAGGAUUGGUCAGACAGAGUGGGUAAGGCAGGUUUCCCCGCCCAGCCCCAGCCUCUGCCAAUCAGUGAGGAAGUUGUUUCCGCCUGCCUGUACACCAUCACCAAGGAGAUAGUGGACUUAGAACACACCCAUAAUGACACCAUCUCUAAAGAGGACUUCAGAAUGAUGUGUGACCGCCAUUUCAUGAGGCUCACCAGUGACCAGUUCGAGAGGGUGUGGGAGAAGCUGCCAGUGAAUGUGCUGGGGGAUCUGGAGUACAGGGAGUUCCUGAAGCACGCCAGUGGAGCUGUUGCGAUAAGGGACAAGACCAUAGACCCAGAGGACAUCAGUCCCCUGAAAUCUGCAUCACCACCAUCCCCUGGGCUCAUAGAUAUGUCACCAUCACCACCAUCCCCUGGGGCCAUAGAUAGGAUGUCAUCCUCCCCACCAGCUCUACAGAGACCAAAGACUACAGGCAGCAACCUCCAACGCUCAAAGUCGGAGGUGGGUGUGUCCAGCAGGGCCAGACGUCCGUCCACGGCUGGGAGAGAGAAGGAGGGCCCCCUGGUGGACUGUGAGGAGGUGGAGAGGAGGCUGAAGGGGGAGGUGCAGCGCUGCUGGAGGGACAUUCAGAGGAGGUGCAGGGAGGAGGACAGAGAGAGAGACGGAGAGAUCAGUACACGCUGCUUCCUGGACAUCCUGCAAAGCCUCAAUGUCAGUGUGACCCAGAAGGAGCUUGAUCGUCUGGCCGUAAAGUUCGACAUGAGGGACAGUGGGCGUGUGUCAUAUCUUGACUUCCUACGUCACUUCCUCCUCAACUUGAAACCGCCAGCAGUCAGACAGCCCUUUGAACGGCCCAGACUACCUCUCCCCACUACACCGAUGAGUGGGGGUGUUCUCAGUAGACAGUGUGUGGAAGCCAUGCUGAGGCUCUAUGGCCCGGUCCAGCAGUUCUGGCGCUCCUUGAGGCAAAACUUUGUUACCUUCGACCACAACCGCAGUGGCAAAAUCUGUAUCAAGGAAUUCAGAAAGGUACUAAGGCAGUUCAGAGUGAACCUAUCUGAGGAGGAAUUCUUCCACCUCACCUCUUUCUUUGACAAGAACACUACGGGGAAGAUCUCCUACAAUGACUUCCUACAGGGCUUCCUACACUGACCUCUAACCUCUGCCCUCUAACUAUGGCCCUACUGUAGGCUCCUGUGAAGGUUUAGCUAGUUAUCACUGAUAAAUCAAUCCAUAUUGAUCACUAUAAUUGCACUGCACCACUGAGUGAAGGAGGGAUACACAGAAUUAUUACAAAAUCAUGUCAUGUAAAUUAAAACAUAUAAAGUGAUGUAUUAUAUAAAAUAUGCAUUUGAGGGUUUUCUCCCAAUAUCUUCCCCUGGCAUGUCUACAUCUUUUUCUCCCUCUAGCAUACUGAUUUAUCUAUCCGCUGUAUGACUUUAUGAUACUGAUUGCUUUCCAAACCAAACCCAACCAAAUAAAGUGCUUUUGAAUGAUG